Molecule: messenger RNA, 2249 nt
Organism: Monopterus albus (swamp eel)
Lineage: Eukaryota; Metazoa; Chordata; Actinopteri; Synbranchiformes; Synbranchidae
Gene: crot
Product: carnitine O-octanoyltransferase
Cellular component (GO): peroxisome
Molecular function (GO): carnitine O-octanoyltransferase activity
Source: RefSeq, a predicted model, not a curated record
UGCGCAUGCGCAGUCAGGUUGUCUUUGUGAACGUUUUUGUUUAGUUUAGUGAGGUAAAGGUGAGGACAGCACGCUGGAGGUAGCGGUCUAAAAACAUCUUCUCUACAACAUUUCUGCUGUAUCUGGGUGCAGGAGAAGACAUGGCUAAUAACUUGUCAGAAUCUCUGCCAGAGCUGACCUUUCAGUACCAAAGGAGCCUGCCUCCCCUGCCAGUACCGUCACUAGAAAUCAGCCUUUCUAAGUACCUGGAAGCAGUUCGUCCAUUCGCAUCUGAGGAAGAGUUUGAGGCUACAGUGGACAUUGUGAGGAAAUUCCAAAAUGGUGUUGGCAAACAGCUACACCAGAAACUACUGCAGAGAGCAAAGACAAAGAAGAACUGGCUGGAAGAAUGGUGGUUAGACACUGCAUAUCUGGAGCCCCGCAUACCCUCCCAGCUGAAUGUGAACGUUGGUGGGGCAGCGCCCUACCUGGAGCACUGUUGGCCUCCCGCAGAAGGAAUUUAUCUGCAGAGGGCCAGUGUUGUCACAUGGCAUACCCUGCAAUACUGGAACCUGCUCCGUAUGGAGCGGCUGGCUCCUCAAAAAUCUGGCAAAACAGUGUUGGAUAUGGACCAAUUCAGGAUGUUAUUCUGCACCUGCAAAGUCCCUGGAGUUCAGAAGGACACUCUUCAUAACUACUUCAAGACAGAGCGAGAGGGUCCCUGCCCCUCUCAUAUAGUAGUGAUGUGUCGUGGACGGAUCUUCACUUUUGAUGCACUAUGUGAUGGACAAAUCCUCACUCCUCCAGAAGUUCUCAGGCAGCUGAGCUAUGUGAAGGAGAGAUGUGAGGGAGAGCCAGAGGGACAUGGAGUGGCCGCUCUCACCUCAGAGGAGAGGACUCGCUGGGCAAAGACCAGGGAGCAUUUGAUAAGCAUUGAUCCACACAAUAAGACCGUCCUGGAGACCAUCCAGAGCAGCCUGUUUGUCCUAUCUCUGGAUGAAACCAAACCCUACUCCACUCCAGAGAAUUACACAAAUAUGGCCCAGGCAGCCCUUACAGGUGACCCAACCAUCCGCUGGGGAGACAAAUCAUACAACUUUUUUGUGUUCUCAGAUGGCACUUUUGGAUCCAAUUGUGAUCAUGCACCAUAUGAUGCCAUGGUACUGGUAUUAUUCUGUUGGUAUAUGGACCAGCAAAUUAGAUCUACAGAUGGCAAAUGGAAGGGCUCAGAUGUAGUCCGACCCAUGUCCCUUCCCGAGGAGCUGGUGUUUACUGUGGAUGAAAAAGUCCAGAGUGACAUCAGCCAUGCCAAGCAGCAAUACCUGGAGUCGGCACAGGACCUGCAGGUUGUGAGUUACACCUUCAUAGCAUUUGGGAAAACAGCCAUCAAACAGAGGAAGCUACACCCUGACACCUUUGUUCAGCUGGCAAUGCAGUUUGCCUACUACAGACUGCACAAAAGGCCUGGUAGUUGUUAUGAAACAGCAAUGACCCGCAGGUUCUACCAUGGCAGGACGGAGACAAUAAGACCCUGCACCCAGGAGGCUGUGAACUGGUGUAAAGCCAUGAUCGACCCCACGUGCAGUGUUAAUGCCAAGAGGAAAGCCAUGCUGAAGGCCUUCAGUAAACACAACACACUGAUGGCUGAAGCCCAGGAAGGGAAAGGUUUUGAUCGGCAUCUCCUUGGUCUGUAUCUUAUUGCAAAGGAACAGGGACUUCCCACUCCGGAGCUCUUCAUGGAUCCCCUCUACACAAAGAGUGGGGGUGGUGGUAACUUUGUGCUGUCGACCAGCCUGACAGGCUACUUUACGGGUCUGGGGGGCCAGGCCCCCGGGGGCUACGGCUUCUUCUACAACAUCAGAGAUGACAGGAUUGUGGUCUCCAUCACAACAUGGAAAUCUUGCCAUCAGACAGAUGCUGCGUCAAUGUUCAACAGCUUCAGUAGCUCCUUGCACGAGAUGCUCCACCUGGCUACCACAUCUCAGCUAUAAGUACCCACAGCAAACACUGGACAGGCUAAUUUACAUAUUUACUGUAUCUCUUAGCUCUUUGCCCUUGUUUGAGCAUUAAUGCUCAUACAGUUCACAAACCCUCUGUCAUCAGCCAACAGCUGGUGAUAGUUGCAUUUAUUCUCAGCACUAAUUAAUGCAAUGGUACGGAACAGUACCACAAGUUAUCUUCAGAUUGUGGCAUUUUACUUUAAUUACAACUCUUCUGUUUUGUUGAUCUGUUGAAUGAGAUUUUUUUUUUUUUUUUUUUUUACAGUAAAU